UUUCCGAAGAGUUUGUAGUAUGGCGGGUGAAAAGUAACAUCUAUCAUAGUAGCGGCAUCGACAUUGUGGAAUAAUAUUGUGUUUUAAUAUAUUUACCUGCCACAUGGACGCAUUAGCCGGACAAAAAAAAAAUUACAUGCAGCACCCCAGACCACGAGAAGUUGAAAAUUGACUAUUUACAAUUCCUUGUGGGGCCUCUUUUACAAGACAAUCGAUGAGCGUGGCUGCAACGUGUAGCACACGAUGAGUUACAACUGCAGUAUGAUGAGUAUUUGAUAAUUAUUUAUAAUCUAAUUUAUUAAUGAUGGAUAACCUGUCCGGCCUGUUCGGAGACGGAGACUUGGGUGACUUGGAUCUUGAGGGCGAUGGUUUUGGUAGCCCCUCUGGUCCAACACCUGUCUCCGUUUCAGAGAUGGACCUCAAUAGCUACACCCAGCCAUCUUACACUAGUAUAGGAUCUGGGGCAGGGGGACCACCACCCCAGGGGCCGGGCCAGAAGAUGAAUAUGGGUGGUGGACCCCCUCCCUCAACUCAGGCCAUGUAUGUUGGCCCAGGUCCUGGGGCUGGUUAUCCAUAUGCUGGGGCCCCUGGCCAGCAACAGCCUCCCAUGAACCAGUACCAAGGGGGCCAAUAUCGCCCAUCCUAUCAGCCUGCUGGUCAAGAUAUGUAUGCCCAAAGACCUGUACAGCCAAAUCAGAGUGUUGUACCUAAUUGGAGUAGUCAGCCGUCUCCGUAUAAUCAGAUGCCGGGUAAUUAUCAACAGCCUAACUAUUCCCAGCCAGGUAUGCCGCCAUAUCAAAAUCAAGGUAUGAGUAAUUCAAAUAUGGGAGGCUCUAUGCAACCAAACAUUCCACAGAACUACCAGGGCAUGGCACCCCAAAGUAUGAGUCAGGGUUACCCACCUGGUUCUCAGGGCAUAACUUAUCAAGGUACACCAAGACCCCCAUAUCCUGGGUAUGAUCCCCAGAGACCAAUGGCUUCCAACUCCCCAAGUAUGAGUCCCUAUCCUGGAGCACCUCAACCUGCACCAAAUCAGCCACAACAGUAUGCUGUAAGUCAGGGUAUUAGACAGCCAUAUCAGAUGGGACAGUAUCCUCAGGGCCAAGUUCCUAUGGCUGGUCAACAGCCACCUCCACAGCAGCAGCAGCAGCAGCAGCAUCUUGCUGGCCAGCCUAUGGUGGGAGGACCAAGACCUCAGCAAGGUGACAUGAACCAAUACCCUGGCUCUCAGGUACCAAAUGGCACCCCAAGUUAUAGAGCACCAUUUCCCCAGGCUUCUCCACAAAUGUCUCCCCAUGCACAGCCCUCUCCAAGACCUCAGAUGUCCCCAAUGCCACGUAGUAUGUCUCCUCAUGCAAGGCCAAAUUCUAAUUUAGGAAUGACAACACCAGUAUCUUCGCCAGCUUCCAUGCCUCCUUCGUCCAGUGCCUCUCCUAUCCCAACAGUAGCUGCUGGAGGUCCAAGUUCUAGUUUACAACAGCUGGAAGGUAUGGUUAAACCAAAUGUCAUUGCGGGUAGAAAUACACCUACCAGCCAGCGUUGUACAACUCCCAAUCAACCUAUGCCAUCUCCUGGCAUGUAUACAGGUUCCUCUGGAGUGCCAAGUCCAAUUGGAACUAGAGCUCCAAUGUCACCUGGAAAAGUAAAUCGGUCAUCUAUGGGCACACCGUUAAGCCCUGGUCUAGGACCUGGAACAAGUAGACCUCCUAUGUCCCCUGGUCUUGCUCCUGGACCCACACGACCACCUAUGUCACCAGGGUUAGGGCCAGUUGCAAGGCCAGCAAUGUCCCCGCAGCAGUGGCAACAAUCUCGACCUGUCGCCCAGCAGAAUUUCCUUCAGCAAGGUAACUUUAUGCAAGCGAAUACAGUACCUGGCCAGAGGCCGCCUCCACCAAUAAGUCAACAACAGUCCCCUUUAUCAACACAUCAAGGACAAGACUCUAUACCAGACAGUAUUUCUAAUGUUAGUGAUGGAAGUUUGACUCCAAAUAAUAGUACAUCAAGUGCAUUAGUGUCUCAGAGUAAUGGACCAGUGUCAACUCAAAGUGUUUGUAGUAGUAUAGUGAAUAGUGCCGUCAAUAGUGUAUCUAACAGUGAAUCUUUUAGUGAUAGUGUUCAAGUACAGGCUGCUUCCAGCCCCACUACUACAGUUGUAACAGCAGUAAAUGGACCAACACAGACAAGUUUAGCUGGUCAUUCGCCAUCAGCACCCACCAACGUGCCUACCACAACUACCACUCAAGGAAUUGUACAGACAUCCACUAUGACUCCAAAUGGUAUGAUGCCAAAUCCUAUAUCAUCUAAUGGCAUCCCUUCAAAUUCUAUGACUCCAAAUGGUAUGCAUGCAAAUGGUAUACAAAACACAGCUGGGCCGAUGGGUAUGGCACCUUGUGGUCCCCAAGGAGCAAGCAUGAUGAGGUACUCAGGGCCGCAAGGACCAUACACCCAACCUAUGUCACAAGGUGUUUAUAGAAUGGUGGGAUCUAGCCCUUAUGGACCUCAGGGACAGAUGCCUCCUGGUAAAAUGGGACAGAUGCAGCCAGGGAUGCCUGGCCAGAUGCCUCCUAUGGCAGGCAGCCAAAUGCCUCCUAGAUUACCUGGCACUACUACCCCCAGCAAUUCAAUGCCAGGGGCACCACUAAUGGGUCAAAAUCAGAUGCCUAUUCAACCACCCGGUCAUAUUCCUACUAACCAACAAGGACAACUAAUACCAGGUGCACCAGGUCAGGGUCAAAACACAGCAGGUGCACAGAGUCCGAUGCAGUCUCAGAUGGCACCAGGGCUUGGCCCUACUGGUCAAGGGCCAAUGCCAGGAGGCCCACAACAUCAGAUGACAGUAAGUGGACCAGGCCAAAUGCUUGGUGGGCCUGGACAGUUACAAAGUGCAUUGCCCAGUCAGUUAACAUCUAGCCCGCAGGGUCAGUUAUCACCUGUUCCACAAGGUCAAAUGACUCCAGUUGGUCAGGUUAAAAUGAAUCAAGGACCACAGGGUCAGAUGGCCCCAGGGAUGCCACAGAAUGUCCAAGGUCAAGUACCACCAGCAACUCCAGGAAGUUUGCCAUCAGCACAGCAAAGUCAGAUGCCACAAACUUCGCAGGGUCAGACCCCGACGGGACCUCAAGGUCAGAUGUCUCCAAGUUCCCAGGGUCAGGUACAGCAGAAUGUCCAAAGUCAGUUACCACCAGGACAUCAAGGUCAGAUGCCACAAGGGCCUCAGAGUCAGUUGCCUCCAGGUUCUCAAGGCCAAAUGCCCCAGAGUUCUCAAGGCCCGAUGCCUCCAGGUGUUCAAGGUCAGAUGCCACCUGGUCCACAAAGCAUUAUGACACAAGGCCCUCAAAGCCAGAUGGCCUCGGUAACACAAGGUCAGGUACAACCAGGAUCUCAGGGUCAGCCACCUUCAGGACCCCAAGUGCAGAUACCUUCAGUACCCCAGGGUCAGAUGCCACCAGGCCCUCAAGGACAGAUGCCACCAGGCCCACAGGGGCAGAUGCCACAAGGCCCUCAAGGACCAAUGGCACCAGGCCCUCAAGGACAGAUGACACCAGGCCCUCAAGGACAGAUGCCUCCAGGUCCACAAGGACAGAUGCCACCAGGCCCGCAAGGGCAGAUGCCACCAGUGCCUCCAGGAUCUAUGACUCCAGCAACCCAAGGCCAUCUUCCUCCAGGCUCUCAAGGUCCAUUGACACCAUCUUCACAAAGUCAACUGCCUCCUGGCUCUCAAGGCCAAAUGCCACCAAGUGUUCAAGGGCAAAUGAUGGCUGGAGUUCCAGGCCCCCAAGGUCCAGUUCCACCUGUUACUCAAGGUCCUAUGCCACCAGGCACCCAGAUACCAGUUCCAACAGGUCCUCCUGGACAAAUGAUGGCAGGUCCACAGGGCCAGAUGCCUGCCGUAUCCCAGGGUCCAAUGCCUCCUGGUGCACAAGGACCAUUACCGCCAGGCCAGCUUGCACCAGGUCAGAUGGGCCCCAUGGGUCAGAUGGGUCCUGGGAUGCAUCCACAAGCACCAGGUGGUCCUAUGGGCCAAGGUGUUCCGCAAGGCCCAAUGGGUAGCCCUGGUCUGGGACCUCAAGGACCAUAUCCAGUUCAACCACAGAUGAACUUUGGGUUUGAAAUUCAGCAGUGUCAGCAGCAACUUCAGCAGUUAUACAAGAUGCCCCAGAAUGUUCAGACACAGCAGAAGAUCCAAGAAAUGCAGCAGCGCCUGCAGCACUUGCAGCAGCAACAACAACAACAGCAAUUCAUGCAACAGCCUCCCCAACCUGGCAUGUACAAUCAACAGCCCCCAACUUCGUUAGUAGAGGAGUCGCCAAACAACAACAAUAAGAGCAAAAAACGACCCAGCAAACCCAAGACCCCAAAGGUGCCAAAGCCUCCAAAAGAGCCCAAACCAAAGAAGGAGCCGAAACCCAAAAAGGAACCGAAGCCCAAAGAGCCUAAAGAACCCAAGGAACCAAAACCCAAAAAAGCCAGACCGCCUCGCCAGCCCAAGGAACCCAAGCCUCCCAAAGAACCAAAGAAAAGCACCUCGUCCUCAAAAAAAUCUCGAAGUAAAAAGAAUGCAACAACAACAGCAGCAGCAGCAGCAACAACAGCUGUUGUUGUUACUGGUCCUGAUGGUCUCCCACUGCCAGUUGACACUGGGACAGGAGCUCCACCAGCUGCAUUAAUGGAUCCUGCUGUUGCACCCCCUGGGACACCUCUUGAUCCUACGAAGGUUGAUCCAGCUACAGGGUUGCCACUGACUCCUGCUUCUGCCACAACAACUCCUAGUAAACCAAAGAGUGAAAAGAAACCCAAAGUGAAGAGUACUUCAUCUGGGAAACGGAAGCCUGCAGCUAAAUUGUCUUUGAAAUUUAAGCCUAAAAAGAAACGACAUGGUUCUGAAUCAGAUUACUCGGACAUGGAAGUUGGGGGCAAAGGUGACUCUUCAGCCCGUGAGGAUGAUGAUGCAAAUAAGAGAAGGUCAGGUCGAAACACAUCCAGGAAGAAGUAUGUUGAUGAAUUAGACCUCAACCUGUCUGAUGAUGAAAACUUGCUUAUUAAGAAUGGCAGUGCAACUCCUGGCCCCAUCAGUGCAGCUGGAGAUUCACAAAAUGGAUCUGAUACAGUAGCAGCACAGGGUCUAACAGAGGAUGGAGAGAGCAACCUUAUUAAGCCAAACUUUAUAUAUGUGGAUCCCAACAGUGAAGAUACUAUGGUGGUUCAGAUUAUUCUUAGCAUGAGGACAGGACAGAGAGAAGUGGAGAGUGAUACUGAAGAGGAAGAAAAAGUAGAAGGAGAAGAAGAAAAGCCAAAGCAGAAAGGACCACCAAAGAAAAUUGAUGUUGAUGAGUUUUAUGUGAAGUAUAGAUCAUUUUCAUAUCUACACUGUGAAUGGAGAACAGAAGAGGAACUUUUAAAAGGAGAUAAACGUAUUAGUGGGAAAAUCAAGAGAUUUAAGCAGAAGAGAGCAAAUAGCCUAAAUGUGAUGGACUUUUUAGAAGAAGAAGCCUUUAAUCCUGACUACACAGAGGUAGACCGUAUUCUGGACUUGUCUGAGACAACAGAUCCCACAACGGAAAAAGAAAUUAAGCACUACCUAGUUAAGUGGAAGGCGUUGCCUUAUGAAGAUUCCACAUGGGAAUUGGAAGACGAUGUGGAUCCUCUAAAAAUUGAGGCCUUCCUGAAUUACAAGGAUCCACCACCAAAAAAUGAAUGGAAACCAAAGAAGAGGCCGAAACCAUCUGAAUGGAAAAAAUUAGAAGUCUCUCCAAUUUAUAAAAAUAACAAUUCAUUAAGAGAAUACCAGUUGGAAGGCUUGAAUUGGUUGAAUUUUUCCUAUUAUAAUUCGCGUAAUUGUAUCCUUGCUGAUGAAAUGGGUCUUGGCAAGACCAUCCAAUCGCUGUCAUUUGUGGAUGCAUGUCAUAAAUUUGGCAUUCGUGGACCGUACCUGAUUAUUGCACCCUUAUCCACUAUUCCCAAUUGGCAGCGAGAGUUUGAAAAUUGGACAGACCUGAACAUCAUUGUUUACCAUGGAUCGCAAGCCAGUCGUAAUAUGAUCCUUGAAUAUGAGAUGUAUUACAAGGAUGAGAAUGGGGAACGGAUCCCCAGCCUCUACAAAUUUAAUGUACUUAUCACAACCUUUGAAGUAAUCAUAUCAGAUUGUUUAGAGCUAAAAGAAAUUCACUGGAGAUGUUGCAUCAUUGAUGAAGCUCAUCGAUUGAAGAAUAGGAAUUGUAAGCUGUUGGAAGGAUUAAGGCUUAUGUUUAUGGAACAUAGAGUUCUGCUUUCGGGUACGCCACUUCAGAACAAUGUCACAGAGCUCUUUUCACUCCUCAAUUUCUUGGAACCAAGUCAGUUUGCAUCUCAGGAGUCUUUCUUGCAAGAGUUUGGACGGUUAGAGUCAGAAGAUCAAGUCAAGAAGCUUCAGGCCCUUCUGAAACCCAUGAUGUUGAGACGUAUGAAAGAAGACGUAGAAAAAAGUUUAGCACCCAAAGAAGAAACUAUCAUUGAGGUUGAGCUGACAAAUAUCCAGAAGAAAUAUUACAGAGCUAUAUUGGAGAGGAACUUUGAUUUUUUGGUGAAAGGUGCAACGUAUGCAAAUGUGCCGAGUUUGAUGAACACCAUGAUGGAGUUGAGAAAGUGUUGUCUUCAUCCAUAUCUCCUAAAUGGUGCAGAGGAUGCAAUUCAGCAAGAUUAUCGGGAUUCUAAUCCUGCACACAUGCAUGAUCCAGACACUUAUCAUAAUGCGCUUAUCCAGUCAUCAGGAAAGAUGGUUUUGGUUGAUAAGCUGCUUCCAAAACUACGAGCCAAUGGUCAUCGUGUACUUAUUUUCUCUCAGAUGGUCAAGUUAUUAGAUAUUCUAGAAGACUACCUCAUAUUCAGAAAGUAUCCAUAUGAGAGACUGGAUGGGCGUAUUCGGGGCAAUCUUCGCCAGGCAGCAAUAGAUCGCUUUUGCAAACCGGACUCUGAUCGUUUUGUAUUUUUGCUAUGUACCAAAGCAGGUGGCCUAGGGAUUAACCUGACGGCUGCCGACACAGUGAUAAUUUAUGAUAGUGACUGGAACCCACAGAAUGACUUACAGGCUCAGGCUCGUUGUCACAGAAUUGGUCAGUCUAAAAGUGUCAAGAUCUAUAGAUUGCUGUGUCGAAGUACGUAUGAGAGAGAAAUGUUUGACAAAGCUUCAAAAAAAUUGGGUCUGGAUAAAGCAGUCUUGCAAUCAAUGAAUACCGAACAGAGAGGUGGAGCUGCAGGUGGAAAUUCUUUGGGCCUCUCAAAAAAAGACAUUGAAGAACUUCUUAAGAAAGGUGCUUAUGGAGCAUUGAUGGAGGAAGAGGAUGGUGCUGAUGACUUUUGUGAAGAAGACAUUGAUCACAUAUUAUCCAGACGGACAACAGUUAUCCAGCAUGAAAGUGAAAAGGGAAACACAUUCUCCAAAGCAUCCUUCUCUGCAUCAAGUAACCGUAAUGAUAUUGGUUUGGAUGAUCCAGACUUUUGGAAAAAAUGGGCUAAGCGUGCUGACAUUGAUACUGAAGCAGGAGAAAAACUGCGAAAGAAAAAUUUGAUAGUAGAAGAACCCCGAAGAAGAUCACAAAUACGACGUUAUGGACAUGACGAGUCUGUUCUGGACUGCAGUGAUUUGGAAUCGUCAACCAGUGAUUCAGGGGCUGAGAAGGAUGUUGAACCAGAAAUAUUGCCAGACAUGAUGACAUCUUCGAGAAACAAAAAUAGAGGAAGAGGCCGAGGACGGGGUACAAGAGGAGGCCGCGGUAGCCGAGGUGGACGAAUGACGAGGGCAUCCAGAUGGGUGUUUGAAGAAGAAGCUGUUGAUCCAGAAGUUGUGAGAUAUGGUCAGUGGUCUCGUUCUGAGUGUUUCAAAGUGGAGAAAGGACUCCUGGUGUAUGGAUGGGGAAGGUGGAAAGAAAUUUUGUCUACUGGAGAAUUCCGUCCUGCUUGGAAAGAAAGGGAUGUACUGGAAUGUGCCCGCAUGAUUCUCCUCUUUUGUAUACGCUAUUAUCGAGGUGAUGAUAAGAUAAAAGGUUUUAUAUUUGAUCUUAUAGCUCCAUCAUCGGAUGGAAAGCCUCGAAUUCAUCACAAUCACAUUGGGCUCUCUGCUCCUGUCCCUCGUGGUCGGAAAGGUAAAAAAAAGAUACGUGAAGCCAAAAUUGUUGCUACUCACAUGGAAGGUGCAGAAUGGGCCAAGGAAGAGAAGUUUGAUACAGAUGUUUAUUUAGAUCAGGGGUAUUCAAGACAUCUUACCCGCCAUUCCAAUAAAGUACUAUUAAGAGUUCGUCUACUGUUCUACCUCAAGCAAGAGAUCAUUGGUGAUCACUUCACUCAGAUUGAAGAAGGAUGCAGAGCGGGAGAUUUGCCCAUCAACCCACCUCCAACGGAAUUGCCACCCAAGCCUUGGUGGGAUUUAGAAGCCGACAGAUCGUUGCUUGUGGGAGUAUAUAAGCAUGGCUAUGAACGCUACAAUGUCAUGAGAAAUGAUCCUACAUUGUGUUUUCUUGUGCGCUGUGGACCGCCAGAUAAAGCGGCACUUAUGGCUGAAAUUUCUUGUACCAUAAAUGAGGAGGAUAUGGACAAAGAUGACAAAGAUGAUGAUAAAGAUGAUGAGGACUCCAAUCAAACUCCUCUCCCUUCAAGUCCUGCUGUUUCAACAUCUACUUCAAAAUCCGAUGAUGAUAAAUGUGAUGAUAAAGAUGAUAAAAGCAGUGGGGAAAAGAAAUUGUAUAGUUUCCCGUCCACAUCAGAUUUGAAUGGUCGAUUACGAAGGCUCGUGACUUCAUAUCAACGUAAUAAUAGGAAAAAUGACCUCAGAAAUGAGGCUAAAGUUAGGGUUAGUAGAGGUUAUGAUCAUUAUCUGGCAGAUAAGAUCAUGCGAAGAGAGAGGAUGGCAGAGUACAUUCGUGAACGUGAGUUGAGGAAAACCGACUAUAAUCAACGUAGAUGGUCUAAUCGUGAGCAGGCAGAGUUUUACCGCACUAUUUCUACGUUUGGAGUCGAAUAUAUAAGAAAGGAGAAGAGGUAUGAUUGGUCAAAGUUCCGUAUGUUAUCCCGGCUAGAAAAGAAGUAUGAUGAAACGCUCACUGAGUACUUCCGAGCUUUUAUGGCAAUGUGUAAACGGCAGUGUGGAAUUAGGCUGUCAGAAGAUGAAAAUGAGAAAAUGCUGGAGAUUGGUGUAGACCGGCUUCCUGAAGAAAGAGCAAGGAGAGUCUUGGAAAGGGUGGACUUACUUAAUCGUUUGCGGAAUGAUGUGAUCCCUAACCCAGGUCUGAAAGAUGCCUUAGAGUUGGCUUUGCCUUCAAAAGAUAUGCCAGAUUGGUGGAUACCAGGGAAGCAUGACCAUGACCUGUUGAUAGGUGUUGGCAGGCAUGGCUUGGGACGAACUGACUAUUACAUCUUGUAUGAUCCAGAGCUUAACUUCAGAGAUAUUAUCAGGCGUCACACUGCAGGGGAGCCUUUAAUCACAAAAGAAGAGAUGAAAGCCCUUGAAGAGAAGUUCUAUAAAAAGAAGGUAGCUGUAAAGUCAGAAUCAGAGGAAAGUAAAGUAAAAAAAGUGAAAACUGAUGAAACCUCUGAAGAGAAGAAAAAAGAUGUAAAAGAGAACUCUGAAAAAGAUAGAAAUCCUGAUAAAGAGGAUAAAAAUCCUGAAACACCAGUGAAGAAGACUGAAAAUGAAGAGUCCAAAGAAGAUGAAGAAAAGCCAAGUGACAAAGAAAAAGAAUCAGAUGUAAAGAAGGAAGACAGCAUUGAAAAGGAAGAAAAUGAGGAAAAGAUGGAAGGUGUAGAAGAGGAGAAAGAGGCUGCUCCAGCAGAAGAGAAAAUGGAAACAGAAGAGCAAGAAGAACAAAAGGAUGAUAAAGAGUCAUCUGAAUUGGAAAAGACAGAGGAAGAUAAUGAGGUUUCAGCUUCGGUGAAGGAAGAGAAGGAAGAUGAUAAAAAUGAGACUGAAAAAUCAGAAAAAGUUAUUUGCAAAGAAGAAACAAAAGGAAAUUCAGGGGAAGCCGCCGAGUCUGAAACUCAGGAGAUUAAGACUGAAAUAAAAGAAGAGGUCAAAGAAGAAACUAUUAAAACAGAAAAAGAUGUUGAUGGUGAGGCAGAUAAAGAUGGUGUAAGUGGUGAGGCAGAUAAAGAUGGUGUAAGUGGUGAGGCAGAUAAAGAUGGUGUAAGUGGUGAGGCAGAUAAAGAUGGUGUAAGUAGUGAGGCAGAUAAGGAUGCAGAGAAAAUUAAGACUGAAGUUAAAUCAGAGAUUAAAGAAGAACCCACAGAUGAGAACAGUGAAACCAAAAUGGAAGAAAGUGAGAUAGACAGUGAUGAAAUUAGAACUAGUGAAAAAGAAAAUAAAGACAAGGCACCCGAUUCAAGUAAUAGUGAGGAGACCCAGGAAAAGAAAGAGAAAGAAGAGAAAAAAGUUGUUACACUAGAUGAUGAUGAUGAUACACCUAAGAAAUGUACUGAAACUGAAGAGGAUAACAAGAAAGAUAAUAAACCCGAGCAGAAAGGUGAGCAAAAAGAUGGCAAAGGUUCUGCUUUGAUGAGUCUUCAACAAAUGGAUGAAGCAAUGGCUAAAUAUGGCAGCUCUCUAACAUAUGAUAACUUGGUGUCUAGUGAACCCACUGUUGCACAAUUAUUAGCACAGUCUGCAGCAAAUCCUAUUAAGUGGCCAAAAGAACGAAUGUUGCAAUGUAGAAUAGAACACCUUAUGUAUGCCGUUGAGCACAAAAAGUGGCCCGUUGGAAUUGACUUUCAGAGUAGUGAGCAGGAAUGUAAAGUACCUUCCUCCAGUUCCCUCCCUCAUGUUACCAGCAGUGCCUCUUCUCAUACAAGUACAUCUGAUCACCUCUUGGAUGUAGAUCGCCAAAAAAGACGACAGCUAGAAGCAGUAGAUUUGGAGCGCCAGCGUUUGCAAGCUCUUUUGCAUCCCAAUCUCCAUCACACAUUAGGUCUAUCAAAAGGGUCAUCUGGUGUCACAGCUAGUGCAGCUGCUGCGGCAGCAGCUGCUUUGGGUCUGCCUCCUUCUUUCACCAGUGCUAACCUCAGGUCACUUAUGGAAUCUACUGAUGAAAGAAGUAAAAAGAGUUCUCAGUCAUUGGCGGCAGAUAACAAUGCAUUACGGCAACUCCAGGCACUGCAAGGGUCUCUUGAUCUAACUAUCAAACCUGUUAAUCCUGGUCAUAAUGCUCUAGAUAUUGCAGCUGCUGGUCUUUUAGGCCGAAGGGGACCAGGUAGACCAAGGCUCGAUGAUCCUAUGAGAAGUCUGGAGAAAAGACGUCUUGAUUCUCCAUUAGAUUCAAGACCUCAGGAAAAGAAGCGGAGAAAAUUAGAUGAAAUUGUUUUAGGGCUCUCCUCUAAGGGCAAAAGCCCUGAAUUAACUUCGAGUUCAGGGUCUACUGAUACCAGUCCGUUAUCUCUCCUCCGUGGAUCAUCUGUUACGUUAUUAAGUUCGCGUGAUAAAAGCCAAGUCACCAAUGCUGUUACCACUCCAAAGUUAUCAUCUAGCAUAAGCAUAACUCCCACUUCAAUAUCAAAACGUCCGAUUGACUCCUGGGGAGAUGAAGGUUCAGGAUCAAGUAAAACUAAUGCCACUAGUGAUAAGGAUGGUAAACCUGGGUUAGUAAAACAGUCUGAUUUGCCUCCAGGGGUAACAUUGCCACCUGGUAUUGAACUGUAUAGACCUGCCGAUGCCAAAGUUGACAAGUGGCUAGAGCAGCAUCAAGGCCUCCUUGGAGACUCAUCGCGACCUAAGGAGGCAAAAAGACGCAAAACAGACCUGACCACCAUGGAUUGGAGUCAGUUUUCAGGCGAUGAGCGUGUAAAUGUAAUUAAUACAUCUACGGGACAGAGGGUUAGUGGACAAGAUGCUCCAAAGCUGAAGUAUCUUGCCCAAUGGUUAAUAGAACACCCCAGUUAUGAUGUCGAUCCACAGUGGGCAGACACCAUGAAAGAAAGAAGCAGUAGUUUUUCUGAAUUACACAAAAGACAUGCUGCUGAGAAGAAACACAAUUCCAGUAGGGCCUCAAUUUUGUCCUCCUCUGCCUACCUUCUUGGUUCCUCGUCCUCCAGUAGCACCACCACUGCCUCCCUGUCCUUGGCCACCACAUCUACCUCGGCUGCUGGAGGAACCACAAGUACCUCCUUGCCUUCCUACCACUCGCCCAAAGGCUUGCCCUUUGAUACGAAGUCUUUUUUACAAGGACUGGAUCCAAAGAAUCACCUGACUGCGGCUGCGCUAGCAGGAUUAGACCCUAAGCUUUUGGGUAUUGAUCCCAAAUUAUUAGGCAGUCUUGAUCCAAAAGCCCUUGGCCUAGACCCAAAGUUGCUACCUCCUUUAGACCCAAAAUUAUUAGCAGCCAUGGGACUAGAUCCCAAAUUGUUAGGGUUAGACACUAAGCAUCAUGAAAGUAAACACCAUGACACCAGCAAGCAUGAAAGUAAAGCUUCAUCUUCAUCACGUUCUUCAGAAUCAAAGUCUUCAUCUCUACAUAACAUUGAUCUUAAGUUGUUAGGGUUAGAUCCUAAAUUAUUGAGUAGUUUAGAUGCCAAAACAUUGGCAAGUCUUGAUCCAAAAUUAUUGGCAAGUUUGAGUGGUAUAGAUCCAAAGGCAAUGGCAGGGUUAGAUCCAAAAAGUAUAGGUGGGCUAGACCAUAAAAGUUUGUCAGGUCUUGAUUCUAAAUUGUUAGCUGGGUUAGAUGCAAAAUCACUGGGAGGACUUGAUCCAAAGUUACUUGCAGGACUAGAUUUGAAAGCAUUAGCUGGUAUAGACCCAAAGGUUCUAGCAAGUCUUGAUUUAAAGGCUUUAGCAGGUUUAGAUUCAAAAGGGUUGGGAGGUGUAGAUCCCAAGGUGAUGGGUGGUCUAGAUCUUAAGACUUUGGCUGGACUUGAUGCAAAAUCCUUGGGUGGUAUAGAUCCCAAAUUAUUAGCAGGAAUAGAUCCCAAGUUGCUUGGUGUAGACCCAAAGAUGUUAGGUUUAGAUCCCAAAAUGUUUGGAGGUAUUGAUCCUAAACUCUUUGCAGCCAUGGAUCCAAAGUUGUUAGGUGGGUUAGAUCCAAAGUUACUGGGUGGUCUUGAUCCAAAACUCCUAGCGAGUAUGGGUAUGGAUCCAACCAUGAUGAUGAUGGCUGGAUUUGGUGGUCUACCUGGAAUGUCUGGAUUAGGGAUGGCAAAUCCAUUAUUAGGAGGUUUAGCAGGCUUUGGCAUGCAUGGGUUACCAAAUCUAAAUGAUGUUACAUCAACCUCCAAGAGCAAGGACCACAGGAGUGUUGCUUCGAGUUCGGCAAGUUUGCCCUUCCCUGGAUUGUUCCCCGGGGGAACUUCGGCAGGGUUAAUGUAUCCUCCCCUAGGCCUUGGAGGGUUGGGCUCAUUCCCACUAUCUGCUAUGUCAUCUGCAGCUGUUAGUAGUACACUUCUGAAUGGACUCCCAUCCAGCAUAAUGUCAAUGGCAGGUACUUCACGUCAUAGCAACCAGGCUUCAACAACCAUCAGUAGCAGUAGCAAAUGGCGUGAUGAACAGCGUAGAAGUCGCGAGGCGCGUGAUGAACAACGUAGUAGAGUGGAUCGGUCUGAUCAUGGUGAGGAAGCAGAUAGAAGCCUUAAUUUGCGUAAAGAAAGGUUAAAAGAACAGUCGGGACUCUCUAAAGAGGAGCGUUACUUAUUAAAGCAAAUGAAGGCAGAGCGGUUAGCACGGGAAAUUGAAGCUCAGGGAGUGCAUGACCAAUAUGCAGCUCACUUAGACUUAUCGGUACAGAAGAGCCAGGAGGUUCCCAAAAAUGAUAAACCACUGGAGACUCCUGAAAAGUCAAGUUGUGAAAGUGAAUCUUCUAAGCCGUCGGCUGUAGAGGAUGCCCAGAACUUAAGCACAAAGGAAGUGGAAAAUGGUGAAAGAAGUGGCACAAACUCUGAACACGAGGAGGAGGAGGAGGUAGCUGAAGAUGAAAAGAAAGAAGAAAAGAAAUCCUAGUGCUUUAGUGUCACAUUUACAAAUGAAGAUUUGUAAUCUAAUUAAACCAGUUUUAAAAGUAUGUCACGUACUUUUAGUGUAAAUUUUGAGGAGAUAUUUUAGUUAUGUAUGAAUGAAGUUUCUAUGUAUGUGAUUAGUGCGAAUGUGUAUCAUACCACAAUCCCCGCCCCCAAGUUUUCCAUGCUACUGGUCUUCAUGUACCACACAAUAAAUAUUCAACUUGACAUUUAACUGUGAUACUGACCUCAUUAUUUAUUCCAUAUUUUGUGCGAAAAUAAUAUAUCAGCUGUCUUAAGGGAACACAUUUUCCAUGAUCGUUGAGAAAGCAGCCAGAUGUGAAGUGUGAAAGCAUCGUAUCUUUUCCAUUUCAUGACGAGUGACAGAUGUUGUGAUGCAGAUGCUGUGUUACUGCAGACAAAGGACACGGAGCAAAUUUAGUUGCCUAGUACGAUGAACACAUAGUGAUACGGUUAUUUGGAUCUGAACAGUUCCAAUUUGUCUGGAGAUGAUGGAUGCAUCCAUUUCUUGCGUGUGGUCCAGACUGUGUAGGAUGGAGUUAUCCAUUUCUUAUUUGUCUGACCAAGCAUUUAAAAUCUGGUGAUAUCCAACAAAUUUGUAUGUGCCCAUACAGUUUCAGGUUUUCCCUGUUUUGUAUGUCUGGUCAGGCCAAUGUGAAGUUGAUGAAUCCACUUCAUAUGAGUCUGGUCAGGCCUGUGUAAGCAUACUAGAGUUGCUUUAUAUUGUAUUAUUACUAUUUCACACAUUGAACCUCUCAAAAAGUGCUUUAGGAGUCAAGUACAAGAGUGUAGAGAUUUUUCUUUCAUUAUAAAGAGUUGGAUCUUAAACUGGAAUCCCAUGUCUGUGUAAAUAUUAUUAUUAAGACUGAAUACAAUUGUAAGCAAACUUUUGUAAAAGGUAAAUGUAAACUAAAGUUCACUAAUAUUAAAGGGAACUUGGUGAUAA
This is a messenger RNA of Macrobrachium nipponense, 14905 nucleotides long. RefSeq names its product chromodomain-helicase-DNA-binding protein 7-like (gene kis). Gene Ontology annotation, cellular component: nucleus; chromatin. Bases 302 to 13942 code for a protein of 4546 amino acids. The record is from RefSeq and is a predicted model, not a curated record. The transcript is spliced from 28 exons. Lineage: Eukaryota; Metazoa; Arthropoda; Malacostraca; Decapoda; Palaemonidae. Gene Ontology annotation, molecular function: chromatin binding; ATP hydrolysis activity; DNA binding. Gene Ontology annotation, biological process: chromatin remodeling; regulation of gene expression.